AUGGGGCCCGAGGGCCUCGAGAAGCCCACGAUCCCUGAUAAGCCCGAGAAAAGAUCUCGGCGACGUGGGGCCGAACUUGAUCCAUAUCUGCGCACACGGCUCUGCGUGCUCAGAACCACAGCCAAAUGGACCUACAAACAGAUCCAGAAUGAAUACCCACACAUCCCGCUCUCAACGAUAAAAUCGACAAUAAUGCGCGAGAGCAAUCGAGUCAAUAAUCACUCCCAGGCUCGCUCGGGUCGACCAUCGAAGCUGAAGGAAGAUGACAGAGCUCGAAUCCGCGAGGCCUUCCAUGCGAAUCCUCAAAUUACAUAUGAUGACCUGCUGGUGCUAGUGGAUUACAAAGUCGGCAAGGAGUCACUUCGUCGGUUUCUUAAUGGUGACGGAUUGAGGAAGACUCAGGCUGCUACUCGAUCUUUGGCUGCAAAAGCAGCUACCAAACAAGUUGAAGAGGCUCCAAUUGCUCGGUCGCAUGACACACCUCCUGCUGACUGGCCUGGUGAUUUUGGAUCUGGUUUGGCAUCCAGCGAGUCGGAAUCUACUCGUAAUGUCAACGGUCAGACGACUUUGUAA
Penicillium paradoxum is the source of this 573-nucleotide messenger RNA. RefSeq names its product helix-turn-helix domain-containing protein. NCBI's taxonomy places the organism in Eukaryota, Fungi, Ascomycota, Eurotiomycetes, Eurotiales, Aspergillaceae. Bases 1 to 573 code for a protein of 190 amino acids. The record is from RefSeq and is a predicted model, not a curated record. The transcript has a single exon.